AUGCCUUCUUCUCCAGAUGGCCAUGGUGGUGUUGCUGUUCGACCUGUCUCGCCUGCCCAAUUUAGUUCGGCCUCUGGCCUGUCAUCCCCACCAGGCUCCAGUCCCGAACCUGGCUCGCCAUCAGCACAAUUUGCAAACGAAUUGUCGACGCAUCAAAAUUCCAGCAUCACGGUCAAUCCUCCUGGUGGUGUUGAUGGUCCUUCGGCAAGGAAACCCGAAGUUGUUGUGGCACAACCACCCGCUCGGAAAAAACCCGGUAGGAAGCCGAAAGUCUCGCUCCCUCUCCCUGCAGACAGUUCAGCGACAAAUACAGACCAAACCGCCGCACCCAAGACCCGGAAACCCAGAAAACCAAGAGAUCCCAAUGCACCAGUUCGCAGGCGCAAAAAUCAAUCUACUGAACCUGUUCAUGCACCUGAGAUCAAUGCGGCUCCCGGCCCGCCGCCGAGGCAGCCCCCACAACCGACCGUUGUGGGGCCCGUCCCUAGCAACAAUGUAAAUGUUCGCCCCGAUCCUGUACCUUCCCAAAACGGCAAAAGUGAAGAUAUACAACGCCCUAUCAAUAGCUUCUUCACGUCGGGCCCACCUCCACCACGACAACAGCCAUAUCAGCACCAACAACCGCUGCCACAAACUAUGCCGCAAACUCUGCGAAGCAGCAGUAGUGGCCAAAAUUACGAUCCCAUUAGGUCGAAUUACGAUCAUGUCCGAGAAACCGUUGUCACUCACCCUCCACCUCCGUAUAAUGCCCAAGGCUCGCCGAGUCAAUCUCAUUCUAUGAACCGCGCAAGCGCUUCGCCCUCUAUUUCCAGUCUGGUCGAUCCUCCAAAUCAAUCAUUGACUUCACCAUCAAUUGCAGCACAGUCCUUCUUCAAUCAACAACAAAGACUGCACCAUGAAGGUCAUGCCUCUGUUCCUCCUUCUCCGACCGUAACUAGGCUGGCGCCUGGAGCGGCCAUUGAAUCAUCACCCAAACCUCCUGCUCCUGCUAGCAUGGCCCCAAGAAAGUCGGACUCAAAUCAGGUUACAUUGAGUUCUUCAGCCAUGUCAAAGAAAAACUCUACAGGCGCAGGCAGUACCGCUACAUCUUCAGCUGCUGCAUCUCCUAAACCACCUAAAGCUAAAGAAGGCAAGGAUGUCUACCCCACCCCCCCUCCUCUUCCAGGUUCUGGUUUGAUGCAACUUGGAGGUAUGGGCGGUGCUCCUGGAGAUGGUACUGAAUUCCGUGCUCCAACGGUCAUUUUGAACAUCCCCAUGAAUGGCGAGGUCAACAAGAUUAUCAACUUCACGCGUAUGGCAGAGGACAGAUACGGAUGGGAUGCUCUUCACCCACGUCUUGCUGCUCAAAGGGACCGACUUGCACGCGUAGCUGCGGCAGGUGCAGCAUUAGAGCGAAAUGGUUCUGGAAGAGAUAGUGGUGAUGAUAUGUCACUUGACUCAGACGCCGAGGGCAGUAAUGUCGAAAUGGGUGGCAUGAGUGAUGGGCGAACAGGUACUGACGGAGGAGCCAAGAAGAUACCCCGCAAGAGAAAGAUGAAAGAGGAUGAUUAUGACAAGGAUGAUGGAUUUGUUGACGACACCGAGUUGCUUUGGGAGGAACAGGCUGCUGCUGCUACUGAUGGUUUCUUCGUUUACUCUGGUCCUCUGGUUCCAGAGGGUGAUAAAGCCCCAGUUGAAUUGAGCAGACCUGAUGGCCUACCAAAGCGGGGGAGAGGUAGUCGUGGCGGCCGUGGUGGAGCGCGUGGUGUGGGCUCCCGAGGAGGUGCUGCCGCUGCCGCCGCCCACGCGAUCCAAGCUUCUGCCAACAUCAAUCCCAGAACUGGUCUACCAUUAUCAGGCCCUGGUUCUCGAGGUGGAUCUACAACUCGCAAACCCCGCAUUACCAAAGCAGACCGAGAGCGUAUGCUACAAGAGAAACUUGAGAGAGAAAAGAUGGGUACUAUGGCAACGAUGCCCGCUGGGUAUGGUGGAAUGGCUCUUGCGAGUGCUGCAAAUAUGGGAGGCACUCCCAUGGUUUUCAACUCUUGA
This is a messenger RNA of Lachnellula hyalina, 2028 nucleotides long. RefSeq names its product Histone promoter control protein (gene hpc2). The record is from RefSeq and is a predicted model, not a curated record. The transcript has 2 exons. Lineage: Eukaryota; Fungi; Ascomycota; Leotiomycetes; Helotiales; Lachnaceae. The coding region runs from base 1 to 2028 and encodes 675 amino acids.